UGCAUACUGAUUUUGCCUUAGGCCAACUGAUGUUCAUAAAUGUUUCAUAUUCACCGAAACUCCAUCGGGAACUACCUCACCCAGGUCUAUUUCAGCUUACAAGAUGAUUGUUCCAGUGAAUGAACCAGCAUCUUCAGCUAUAUUAAUAUUAGUUUUGCUUUGCUCCGGUUGGUGUUGCCAUGGGGACUCGCUCGAUAAACCUAAUAUUGUUAUAUUGCUUGCCGAUGACAUGGGAUUCGGUGACCUUCAGUCUUAUGGGAACCCCUUAUCGUCAACACCACACAUCGAUGCUUUGGAAAGAAAUGGAUUGAAAUUUACACAAUUUUAUAGUGCUGCUCCGAUGUGCAGUCCAUCACGGGCUGGUCUACUUACCGGGCGGUAUCCCGGCCGCGCAGGUAUCUGGACAAAUGGUGACAAUGAAAAUGCCACGGGCGUCUUUACUCAAGUGAUGACGGACGGACUACCGCAUCAGGAAGUCACAAUCGCAGAAAUGCUAGCAAAACAAGGUUACAUGUCAGCCCUCAUCGGCAAGUGGCAUCUCGGUAUUGGACGCGAUAGAGAGUUUCUGCCUCUGCACCAUGGUUUUGAUGAGUUUUUUGGGAUUCCAGUAUCUCAUAUGGAUUGUCCAUGCAAUAAAUGUUUUUUUCCUCUCGAUGACUGCGAUCGUGAGACCUGUAUCGAAUACCAUGCACCUUGUCAAUUAAUGCUUGGAGACGAAAUUAUCGAACAGCCAGUCAAUUUGAUAAAUUUAGCUGAGCGGCAAGCUAGAGCAGCUCGUAGCUUGAUCCAAAAAUACUCCUGCACAAGAACUCCGUUUUUGCUCAUGUAUUCAUUUUUCCAUCCCCAUGUUCCUCAUUUCGCUGGUAAACCAUAUAGAAAUUCAACAUUAGGUGGUGACUACACCGACUCAUUAGCGGAAUUGGAUUGGCAAGUAGGAGAAGUGAUGGAUGAAUUAGAGAAGAGUGGAGCGAUUGACAAUACGUUAGUCAUCUUCACGUCUGAUAAUGGGUAA
Molecule: messenger RNA, 1012 nt
Organism: Anneissia japonica
Lineage: Eukaryota; Metazoa; Echinodermata; Crinoidea; Comatulida; Comatulidae
Product: steryl-sulfatase-like
Exons: 3
Coding region: 104-1012 (302 amino acids)
Molecular function (GO): arylsulfatase activity
Source: RefSeq, a predicted model, not a curated record